Messenger RNA from Trichomonas vaginalis G3, 962 nucleotides. Its product is annotated as ankyrin repeat protein family. NCBI's taxonomy places the organism in Eukaryota, Parabasalia, Trichomonadida, Trichomonadidae. The annotation marks the transcript as partial. The transcript has a single exon. Gene Ontology annotation, molecular function: protein binding. The record is from RefSeq and is a predicted model, not a curated record.
AUGAAAUCUGAUAAUCUUGACGAUAUCUGCAAUUUCUUUGAUGAACUUUCAAAAGUCGAGCUAGAAAAUUUGAUAAAGAAGAAUGAAGAUGUGAAGAAAGUCAUACACCAAGCAUCUGAAAAAGGAAAUCUCAGACUUGUAAAAUACCUUAUUGAAUAUGGUUGCGAUGUAAAUUAUAGCGAUUAUCUUCAACGUACUCCACUGAUUAAUGCAUCAAUAAAAGGAAAUCUUGAAGUUGUUCGAUAUCUAAUUUCUUCUGGUGCCAAUAUAGGAGCAUGCGAUAAAUCCGGAUCCACUGCUUUCAUAAUGGCAUCAAAAGAAGGUCAUCUUGAAGUUGUCAAAUACCUUAUGGAGGUUGGAGAUAAAGAUGUAAGUAAACCACUGAUUGAAGCAUCAAAAGAAAAUCGUCUUGAAAUUGUCAAAUAUCUGAUCUCUGUUGGAUCGGUUAAAGAAGUCAAAGAUGAUGGUGGAAAUACACCACUUAUUAUUGCAACAAAAGGAGGUCAUCUUGAUGUUGUUCAAUAUCUAGUCUCUGAUGGAGCAUAUAAAGAAGCGAAGAAUAAAGAUGGAAACACAUCACUCAUUAUUGCAACAAAAGAAGGCAAUCUUGAAAUUGUCAAAUAUCUGAUCUCUGCUGGAGUAGAUAAAGAAGUCAAAGAUGAUGGUGGAAAUACAUCACUCAUUAUUGCAACAAAUGAAGGUCAUCUUGAAAUUGUCAAAUAUCUAAUCUCUGCUGGAGCAGAUAAAGAAGCGAAGAAUAAAGAUGGAAAUACACCACUCAUUAUUGCAACAAAAGAAGGUCAUCUUGAAGUUGUCAAGUAUCUUAUCUCUGUUGGAGCUAACAAAGAAGCUAAAGAUAUAUAUGGAUCCACUCCCCUCAUCAUUGCAUCAGCUUUUGAUAAACUUGAAUUUGUUCAAUACCUAAUCUCCGCUGAAGCAGAUAAAGAGGUAAAGAAUAAUGA